This is a messenger RNA of Acanthosepion pharaonis, 2274 nucleotides long. NCBI's taxonomy places the organism in Eukaryota, Metazoa, Mollusca, Cephalopoda, Sepiida, Sepiidae. The record is from the annotation of a GenBank genome assembly.
AUGCUUUUAUCUAUCUAUCUAUCUAUCUAUCUAUCUAUCUAUCUAUCUAUCUAUCUAUCUAUUUCAUUUUCAUUUGGGUUUUUGACAUUUGAUGCUCAACCUUGUUUUUCCCCUCUUUUUAUUUCCUAUUAUCUUUCAUUCAUUCUUUCUUUCUUUCUAUCUUUUUUCUUUCUUUCUUUCUUCUUUUCUUUCUUAUUUUUUUCUUCUUUUAUCUUUGCUAUUACCUUUCCUUUCUUUUUUAAACGAUUUUUCUUUCUUUCGGUAAUUUUGAAUUCUGAAAUAUUUUCUUUUUGUCUUUCUUUUCAGAAAUUCCUUUUUUAUAAAAAAAAAAAAAAAAUUUCUUUUAUUCUUUGGAUAUUGUUUUUACUUGCUUCAUUUUUUCUGCGCAGCCAUCCUUCCUUCUUUUCUUCUUUUUUUUCUUACUUCUUUCCUUCCUUCCUUCUUUCCUUCAUUCCAUCCUUCCUUCCUUCUUUUCUUUCUUUCCUUACUUCUUUUCUUCCUUCUUCCUUCUUUCCUCCCUUCUUUCCUUACAUUCGUCCUUCCCUCUUUUCUUCUUUGUUUCUGUUUUCCUUCCUUCCUUCCUUUCUUCCUUCCUUCCUUCUUUUCUUUCUUUCUUUUCUUCUUUUCUUCCUUCUUUCCUCCCUUCUUUCCUUACAUUCGUCCUUCCCUCUUUGUUUCUGUUUUCCUUCCUUCCUUUCUUCUUUCUUCUCUUUUCAUCUUUCCUUCUUUACAUUCUUUCCUUCCUUCUUUCCUUCCUUCUUUCCUCCCUUCUUUCCUUACUUUCAUUCUUCACUCUUUUCAUCUUUUUCUUCCGUCCUUUCUUCCUUCCUUUUUCUUCCUUUCUUCCUUUCUUCCUUUUUUCUUUCUUUCUUUACUUCUUUCUUUCUUUUCUUCCUUCCUUCUUUUCUUUCUUUCUUUUCUUCGUUUCUUCCGUCAUUCCUCCCUUCCUUUUUCCUUCCUUCCUUUCUUCCUUUUUCUUUCUUUCUUUUUCUUCUUUCUUUCUUUUCUUCCUUCCUUCUUUUCUUUCUUUCUUUUCUUCUUUUCUUCAUUCCUCCCUUCCUUCCUUUUUCCUUUCUUCCUUUUCUUUCAUUCUUCUCUUCUUUCCUUCUUUUUUUCCUUCCUUCUUUCUUUCUUUCGUCCUUCCCACUUUUCUUCUUUGUUUCUUUUUUUCCUUCCUUCCUUCCAUCCUUCUGUUCCUUCCUUCUUUUCUUUCUUUCUUUUCUUCUUUUCCUUCCUUCUUUCCUCCAUUCUUUUUCCUUCCUUCCUUCCUUCCUUCCUUCCUUCUUUGUUUCUUCCUUCCUUCCUUCCUUUCUUUCUUUUCUUCUUUCUUUUUUUCUUCCUUCCUUCUUUCCUUUCUUUCGUCUUUCCCUCUUUUCUUCCUUGUUUCUUUUUUCCUUCCUUCCUUCUUUCCUUCUUUCUUUUUUCUUCCUUCCUUCUUUUCAUUCUUUCCUUCCUUCUUUCCUUCCUUCUUUCUUUCUUCUUUCUUUCUUUCGUCCGUCCUUUCUUUCUUUCCUUCCUUCCUUUUUCUUUCUUUCUUUCUUUCUUUCUUCCUUCUUUUCCUUCCUUCUUUCCUCCCUUUUUUCCUUACAUUCGUCCUUCCCUCUUUUUUCCUUUCUUUUCUUCCUUCUUUCCUUCCUUCCUUCCUUCCUUCUUUUCUUCUUUCUUUCCUCCCUAUUUUCCUUACAUUCGUCCUUCCCUCUGUUCGCCUUUCUUUUUUCUUUCCUUCUUUUCUUUCUUUCUUUCUUUCUUCAUUCCUUCCUUUCUUCUUUUCUUUCUUUUCUUCCUUCUUUUCUUCUUCCUUCUUUCCUCACUUCUUUUCUUACUUUAGUCCUUCCCUCUUUUCUUCUUUGUUUGUGUUUUCCUUCCUUCCUUCCUUCUUUUUUCUUUCUUUCUUUCUUCCUUCCUUUCUUUCUUUCUUUCUUUUCUUCCUUCUUUCCUCCACUCUUUCUUUACUCUCACCCUUCCUUCUUUUCUUGUUUGCUCUUUUCUCUUUUCCUUCCUUUCUUCCUUCCUUCCUUUCAUUGCAUCCUUCUUUCUAUUUUUCUUUCCUUCAACCUUUAUUUCAUUUAUUCCUUUCUCUCUUUCUUUACACUCACCCCGCCUUCCUUUUUUUCUUUCUUUCUCUCUUUUCAAUCUCUUUCGUACAUACUGCCAGUAUCACUUUCUGUAUUCGCUUUCCCUCCCUUAUUCAUCCUUCACAGGUUGUAUCAUUUUCUUUUUUUUCGUUUUCGUUCAGUCGUGACGCCCAAAUUUAUUCGUUCAGUUUCCCUCUGA